AUGCCGUCGUGGACGAAAGUAUCCUGGAUAGUGGUGGCUGUUGCAGUUGUGGUUGGAGUGGUGGUGGGGACCGUCACAUGGGCUAUUAUAGGAAGGGGCCCGUCACCACCAGAGCUGAGGAAUUUGGACUGGUGGGAAAAUGUGGUUAUAUAUCAGAUCUAUCCGCGCUCAUUCAAAGAUACAGAUGGCGAUGGAAUCGGAGACUUAAAAGGCAUUACUAGUGAGAUGGAACAUUUCGUCGAGGCUGGUGUUGGUGCGAUAUGGAUGUCACCGAUCUUCACCUCGCCGAUGAUCGACUUUGGCUACGACAUCAGCGAUUUCUACAAUAUUCAUUAUGAAUAUGGAACCAUGGCUGACUUUGAAGAACUUGUUUCACGAGCGCAUGAACUGGAGCAAGCCGACUUUAAUUUCCGCGAGCCCGCAGUUCGACAAGAAAUGUUGAACAUAAUGAGAUUUUGGAUAGAAAAAGGAGCGGACGGGUUCCGUCUUGAUGCUAUUCCCCAUCUAUUUGAAGCUGAUCCAAAUGACCAUGGCGGUGUAUACCCAGAUGAACCAUUAACUGGCAACAUGUUUCUUACAAGUGAUCAGCCUGGGUACACUACUCAAGAGUAUGUUAGAGAUCUAAUAGAGCUCUACGAUGUUGUGUAUGAAUGGAGAGAUUUCGUUGACGCAUGGCAAGAAGAUAACCAAGCGGAAACUAAAGUUCUUCUAGCUGAAGCGUACGCCAACAUUACAAUGACUAUGCUGUAUUACGGCGACGAACGCGGUCGCAUUGGGGCACAUUUUCCCUUCAAUUUUGACUUUAUCACCAGCCUCUCUGCCAAAUCAAACGCUCGAGACUUUGUGUACGUCAUAAACCGAUGGCUGACCUACAUGCCGCGGGGACAAGUUGCUAACUGGGUGUUUGGCAACCACGACAAUAAUAGAAUGCCGUCAAGGUUCAGGACCAAUAUGGUAGAUGGCCUCAACGGCCUGAACAUGAUGCUGCCUGGUGUAGCGAUAACCUAUCAAGGAGAGGAAAUCGGAAUGAGGGACGGUUACGUCAGUUGGGAAGAUACAGUUGAUGUGGCCGCUUGCAAUCAAGGCAACCCAGACAACUAUUUAGAAUAUUCGAGGGAUCCAGCUAGGACUCCGUACCAUUGGAACAACUCGACCAGCGCUGGCUUCUCUACUAGUCAAUCUACGUGGUUGCCGGUGGCAGAAGAUUACAUGGAGAUAAACCUACAAGCGCAAAAGGAAGCCGAACGGAGUCAUUUCAAGGUGUACCAGUCUCUUACAAAACUUCGUAAGGAACCAGCUGUAUCUCACGGCGAUCAUCACAUUCAAGCGUUAUCAGAAAACACUUUUGUCUCAGUGCGUCACAUAAUCACUUAUGACACCUACGCUCUGGUGUUUAAUGUAGGCACAGAAACAGAUACAGUUGAUUUAUCCACGACCAAUCUUCUAGCGGAACCUAUGACAGUAUACGCUUCAAGUAUAUUUUCGGAGAGAGUUCCUGGGGACACGAUACCACUCGGCGAGGUGACAUUGCAACCGGGCGAGGCUCUCGUGCUACGAGCUCCUCCGACAUAG
This is a messenger RNA of Parnassius apollo (apollo), 1572 nucleotides long. The record is from the annotation of a GenBank genome assembly. Lineage: Eukaryota; Metazoa; Arthropoda; Insecta; Lepidoptera; Papilionidae.